This is a messenger RNA of Brassica oleracea var. oleracea, 1590 nucleotides long. Its product is annotated as trihelix transcription factor ASIL2-like. Lineage: Eukaryota; Viridiplantae; Streptophyta; Magnoliopsida; Brassicales; Brassicaceae. Gene Ontology annotation, molecular function: transcription cis-regulatory region binding. The coding region runs from base 93 to 1370 and encodes 425 amino acids. Gene Ontology annotation, cellular component: nucleus. The record is from RefSeq and is a predicted model, not a curated record. The transcript is spliced from 2 exons.
ACCCCCGAGAACAGAUAUUAACCCAAACCCUAACCUUAUCUCUUUCCUCCACCACAUUCUGACUCAGAUCCGGCGACAUCUCAACAACACCCAUGGAGGACGAAGAGGAGAUCCGAUCUCGCGCCUCCUCUUCCCCCGAUCCCUCUCCUUCGCCGCCGCCGGGAGGAGUCACGGUCACGGUGGCUUCGACAGGUCCGCCUUCCUAUUCCCUAACUCCUCCGUCCUCCUCCUCGCAGCAGCAGAGAGAUCCGAACGCGCUGGCUCUCGCGCUGCUCCCGAGCGGCGGAGGAGGAGGAGGGGGAAGCAGCAGCAACGGGAGAGCGAGCGGCGGCGGCGGGAGGGAGGAUUGCUGGAGCGAGAAGGCCACGGCGGUUCUGAUCGACGCGUGGGGGGAGAGGUACAUGGAGCUGAGCAGGGGGAAUCUGAAGCAGAAGCACUGGAGAGAGGUGGCGGAGAUCGUGAGCGGGAUGGAGGAUUACGGCAAGACUGCUAAGACUGAUAUACAGUGCAAGAACAGGAUCGAUACGGUGAAGAAGAAGUAUAAGCAGGAGAAGGUGAGGAUCGCUAGCGGCGGUGGUCGUAGCAGGUGGGUGUUUUUCGAUAAGCUUGACCGUUUGAUUGGUUCCACGGCGAAGAUCCCGGCUAUUGGAAGUCCCGGAGGUGGGUUGAAUAAGAUUCCUAUGGGUAUUCCGAUGGAUAGCCGUUCGAAUGUGUAUCAUCAGCAGGUAAAGGCGCCGCCUUUUAAUAAUCUUGACCGGUUAAUCGGAGCUACGGCUAGGGUUACAGCUUCUUCCUUUGGCGGUGGAGGAGGAGGAGGGAAUGUCCCUAUGGGAAUUCCGAUGAGUAGCCGUUCAAGUCCGUUCGGACAGCAAGGGAGGACGCUGCCUCAACAACAGCAAGUGAGGACACUGCCUCAGCAACAGCAAGGGAUGAUGAUGGUGAAGAGAUGCAGCGAGUCAAAACGCUGGCGUUUCAGCAAGAGGAAUGCUACUGAUUCAGACUCGGAGGAGUCCGAUGCUGCACCGAUGUCUGAUGAUGAUUCCGGUGAUAGUUUACCACCUCCUCCUCUGUCCAAGAGGACGAAGCAAGGAGGAAACAAGUGGAGGGAGCUAAGCCGUGCGAUCAUGAGAUUCGGCGAAGCUUACGAGCAAACAGAGAAUGCGAAACUGCAACAGGUGGUUGAGAUGGAGAAAGAGAGGAUGAAGUUCUUGAAGGAGAUGGAGCUGCAGAGAAUGCAGUUCUUUGUGAAGACUCAAUUGGAGAUAUCAGAGAUUAAAGAGCAAGGGAGGAGAAUGGGUAACACUAGUAAUGAUCAUCACAAGAGCAAAAACAACAUGAAUGAGAUUGUCAGCAACGAUGUCGGUAACUAGAGAGAGUUAUAGUUUGAUUCAGGUUGUUAAAACCUGUCUUGAGCCUCUUGAGUUAGAUCAUGUGUUACUCUGAGCUGACAUUUAGAACGUGAUCUAAACAUUUUUGGUACAGUGCAAUUGCACUUUAAUGUUAUGCUUGGUUAUUAUGAGAUUGACGAUUUGCAUGUGUACCUAAAGACAUGCUAACUCUUUUUUUAAUGGGAUAGUUUGGGUUUACAGA